This is a messenger RNA of Spirometra erinaceieuropaei, 531 nucleotides long. Lineage: Eukaryota; Metazoa; Platyhelminthes; Cestoda; Diphyllobothriidea; Diphyllobothriidae. The record is from the annotation of a GenBank genome assembly.
AUGGCUGACCAGCCCGCAGAAGACGCUGGGGCAACGCCAGCAGAAGAGACGGUCCCCGCAGAACAGGCACCCCCGGAGGGCGGCGGCGAAAACAUUGAGGCAGCGGGUGGCGAGGUCGGCGAGGGUGAGGGUGAGGGUGAGGGAGAAAGCGAAGCAGGAGGGGAAGAUGCAGGAAAGGAAAACGAUGACGACGCAGAUGAGGAUAUUACUGAACUCCCCCCCGAUCCAACUCCUCACGACCUGCGAAAAAUAAUGGCGAAAGAAGUUGCCAAGCUUAAGGAGAUGCCAGUUAAGCAAUUUAUCGAGGCAAUGCCAGCUACAGAAAAACUACACAAUCAGAUAAAUUCAUACGCAGAAAAGUUUAUGGUGGAAAUAAUCAAGCAAAUACCUGAAGUUACUCCUGUCUUAAAGAAGGUUGGAGAAUAUGAUCAAGUUGUAUUUGACAAGCUCUUCGAGGCCAAAACGGCAGAUUUCAAUGCAGCAGGGAAAACCCCCGAAGGUAAGAGUUUCAUGUGCAUAGUCAGACGUUGA